AUGAUCAAGGCAAUCUUCUACAGCAAAUUCGACACCCAGGAGGGCCCAAAAGUUGUCCAUCAAGUCCCCGACGGCGCCAUCGUCCCCUCGUCCACCGCGCCCGCGCAACCCCUCUUCCUGACCUUCUCCGACGUCUCGUUCUUUGUGAUUCCCCGCCAGGAGCUUUGUGGCAACUUGCUGCAGGUCUGCACAAAUGGAUACCGUAUCCUGGGCUAUCCCAUCUGCAUGAAAUCAGAUCGCUAUCCUCGCAAUGAGUUCAUCUUCAACUUUUGCAUUGUGCUGGCCGAAGAGGAGGAUUUCAGUCAGUACAAGAGCGUGGUGCAGAAGCUUGCGGACUUGAUGCAUGCAUUGGAAGAGCAGAAUGGGUUUUUAUCGAGGGAUUUCUCCAAAACCGGUGAAGGGAAGGUGUAUAGUCUUUAUGAGCUCAAUACUUUGAACAUCAAGUUGUUUCCUAUCUAUCCCUCGCCACCACCAGUCAAGGCGUGGCAGGUACCCUUGUUCACGGUCCGGUAUCAGGCUUUUAUGGACGAGAAUUGGGAUCUCUCCCUGCAACGGAUCGUUCCACAUAUCAAUGGCGUCAACAGCGUCCGCAUUAUCUCUAUUCUCGCAGAUACCGACUUUUCUCUCACAUGCCGAGCCAUCCGACACUUGUUAUACUAUGGUUGUCUAUUUCUCUUGGACAUAUUCUCAUUUUCGGCCAUUUACGCACCAACAGCCCAAUUCAGCCUCACCAUCGGCUCAGACGAAGCCAUGCAACUUGAGUGUGCGCGCUACGUCAAUACACGUUUCGCGCCGCAUCCACCGAUCGGCCCCCACACACCCCUCCCACCGCAGAUUGCGCCGGUAGCAGCGGCAACCAGUGGAGGGAGUACUGGCGGUGCUGGGCCACUAUCAAGCCCGCUGACCGAUCCUGCCCCGAGUCUGUCUCGCGACGACUCCCGCUUCGACGCAGAAGAGAUAUGGCCAUUAUUGGGCGACCCAGAAGAUGCACCGAAUGGUAGCCGCAAAGUCCCCGAUAUACCCGAAAACGACAGUAUUCCCGCCGGCCAGGGCCCCCGAGUCGUGGAUGGCGUGGGUAUCGUCGAGCUCUAUGCGGCCCUGAAACAAGGACAGAGUGUGAAGCAGUGGUACUCACAGCACAGCCGCGAGCUUGCCAACAUCGAUAUCCGCCGCUUCAUCACCUUCGGCGUGAUCAAGGGCUUCCUCUACCGCGUACACAAAUACGCCUGCGCAACCGGUCAGCCAGCACCGACACCGCGCUCAUCGUCCAUCGUCCCCAUGACUGCAUCGGCGGGACCAUCUUCUCGUGCCACGACUGGGACUAACACUCCGUACGCGGCAUCUAGUGUGGGCGAGGACGCUCCUAUUUCCGCCCGACGAGAUGCUAGUCGUGAACGUGCGGCUUCUUUUCAUAGUGGGAGCCGUGGUGGCAUUGGGUCUGGGAGUGCGCCUUCGGGAGUCUUUGAAGAGGAGGAGGAUGAGAUUGAUGAUCGGACGCUGUCAAAGUAUCUCGAUGGUACACAUAGCUUUGAUCAGAUUUGUACGGAACUGGAGAUUAGCGAGCGCGAGCUGACGGUUCGAUUGAAGAGGUAUCCCGGGGAGGUGCUGAUUCUCCACCGGUGA
Penicillium cataractarum is the source of this 1623-nucleotide messenger RNA. RefSeq names its product nitrogen permease regulating protein NPR2. NCBI's taxonomy places the organism in Eukaryota, Fungi, Ascomycota, Eurotiomycetes, Eurotiales, Aspergillaceae. Gene Ontology annotation, molecular function: GTPase activator activity. Gene Ontology annotation, biological process: negative regulation of TORC1 signaling; positive regulation of autophagy. The transcript has 4 exons. Bases 1 to 1623 code for a protein of 540 amino acids. Gene Ontology annotation, cellular component: GATOR1 complex; vacuolar membrane. The record is from RefSeq and is a predicted model, not a curated record.